AUGCAUAUUUUACUCGAUAUAUCACUUGAUUGUGUUCUGCGUUCCGAUUUUGCUGCCGCGAUCCAGUUUACUGCUGCGAUCCGAUUUGAUAUCGAAUCCACAGGACCUGAGGAAUCUCUGUUGCGUUUCCUGGAGUCUUUACAGGUCUACAGUUGCCAAACUGUAGAAACCAUCACCAUCUAUCUUAGCGACUCGUCCUUGCGAUUCGACGUGGAGAAGAUCUUGCAGUCCAAGGCGAGGACACAACAUCUUCAAAAUUUAAAGCAUCUCCGUAUCACUUAUCCUCGACUCCCUCAUGGCUCAAUGACACGCGUGCGUUGUUCAGGAGGAGAUAUCUCGAUUAUCUCUAACACCGGUCGGUGGAUUAGCAGUAGUGCGAUUGCAGCAAGUUUGGCCCCUCUGCUAAACCAGUUGAUAGACAACAGUUUGAGAAAGUUAAGGUACGAAUGUCGGUCGUCAUUCCUCCUAGCAGGACUGACUCCUUCUCUUAGCUGGGAAUUGGCCACUUGUCUGCCGCUGGAGAUUUUAGAAUACUUCUCCACUAGACAGACGGAGAUUUAUUCUCUUACUUUCGUCAGUCGAGACAACUACUGCGCUGGUCAAUCUAAACAGCAUCAUGAAGCUGUUCGGCGACUUCAGAAGCUCCAAGAAAUCUCCUGUCUGUGUCAUAGAAGAACAGAUAUUGAGCUUCUCCAGACGUGCCUAGAGGUCAAUGCCCACCAUCUGUCGACACUAGCCGUUUCUUUUUUCUGGAGCUUUGACCUAAAAAGCUCCUGCCUAGAUGGGGUAGUCGGAAUGAGACUCCCAGCACUCCGCGAUCUUCGUCUCAGGCGUGCCCCACUACCAACAACAUUGAAGACUUCGCAAACAUGCAUCUUCAGCAACUUACACACACUAAUGCUGCAAGAAUGUGAAGAUACUUCCUCAUUUUUGGAAAUUUUGGCAGAUUCUGGGCAGAAAAUCCAGUUACGGGCCCUGGAAUUGACAUUUCCAGACCUCUUGGAACCCGGUGCGGUGCAAGGCAUUGUUAAGCUUCUCAACGCCUUUCAAGGCCUUCAAGAGCUGUUUUACCUUGCUGUUGACGUUGAGAACUUUUCUGAUAGUAUUGCCAGUGGCAUUCUCCAUCACCAAUCCUCCCUACGCCGAUUAGUAUAUCAUGAAAGACAGACCCUAUUUCUUGACAACAAUUAUUUUGACUCGUAUAAGGGUGAAGCCGAUUACAGCCACGAACUGGAUCUUAGAUCCUUGAAUAUAAACCCUGAUCAGGAUGUUGCUUCCUUUGAAAGGGCUGAAUUGCGCCAACUACUAAGCAAGUGCCAUCUUGAAUGUCUUGGACUGUGUGAGCGGCCCGAAGUUUUGAUGAACGUAAAGAAGAAACUGGGUCUGAUUGUCACACUGGGCGUUGGUUGUUCUAUUAUUGCAAAAUUGCUAAUGACAUCGUUGUGGUCUACAGUGCCUGCGUCGUCACCAUUUACAAGCGCACACGCCUGCCACACCUCGCCGACCAGUCUGAUUUUACCUGCAGUAGUUAUCUGGACCAGAUGGUCUAUCUUCCAUGCUUCUGUUGCAAUCAUUAGUAAUUCUAGAGACAUACUCGAGUUCAUGUUGUUUCUUACUCUUAGAAGACAAAGAAAGCCCUUUAAGCAGGCUCUCUGUCUCAUGUGUAGCUCUCCCCAGGCUUGGAAGCUUUCUAUCUGUAUAUACAGACCAAUCCCUCAUAGUGACAACAAAGAGACGAUGACAUCUGUCAUUGGUGAUGCAAAAACUCUCUUCUUUUCACCUUUUGCAUUACGUCCUCGUGAGAAUGGCCAGCAGUCGAGUCAUGAGCCAGGGGCUCUGUCACCUACCCCUAUUAAGCGCCAAAGCACUUUCAAGUCCAUGCAAAAACCAAUUCCUUAUGCCCCUACUUUUAGCACAAAGACCAAACCUGCAUCUGAACCCUCAGACAAACUAAUAAAGACUGACAGGGCCGCUCUUCUUGAUCAUAACCAGUACAAACAAGCAAGGCCCAAGACCAAAGAACUUUUGCAGGUGUACAACAUGGAUCCUCAGCAGGAUGCCAUUGAUCAUAUCCUUGAAGGAGUUGAAUCAAUUCAGAACCUGACAAGUGAUACUGUGGAGGCGCUACGGAAUAUGAUUGUUGGAAAGAUGGUAAUUGACAAAUUCAAGGUUAAAUUUGAGGAAUUUACAAUCUGGAGCAACAAGAAUGACCUGGGCGGCAUCGAAUAUGACUCCUACCUUGAAAGCAUCAUUAUUGAAGCACGACAAGGACCUGUGCAUGGAGAGACAGUUAAUGUCAUAAGCAACUGGUUUAGAGAGGUAGUGGGCAAGGUUCAAGAGGAAGAUAGUGUGAAUCUGAAGACCUAUCAGAACAAAACCUUCUGUCUUACUAGUGGCAAAUAUCGAGGCAGUUUUAAGGCGCCUGACAGUUCUAUUGUGGAGAAGGGAUCCCUUCGUCCUUUGAUAGCUCUUGAGGUUGCUUUCUCAUCCACCAGAAAAGAUCUGCUCGAAGAUGCAAAGGCCUGGUUAUAUGGAACCAACAACAUCACUGAGCUAGUCGUUGCAAUUGAUAUUAAGGAGCAAAGUGGUGAAAACAACAGCAAAGAAGAAGACUCAUUUUGGGGCUUAUCAGACCCAGAGAUUCUUCAACAUUUUGAGACUGAUGAUGCCCUCGCUGCCCAUAUCGUCAGGUGGGAUCAGGAUCAUGGAAACUGUUCACUCGUGGGAACCUUUACAGCUGAGAUGUGGUUCUGUACCAGAGAAACAUGCCAUCCAGACUCAAUACAACUCCCCCCCUCUUUAUGGACUUAUGUAUUCUCCCUCAGCAAACCUCUUCAAAAGAAAUUUUGCAAACUCGAAGACAAGCUACCACUAGAAGCACUGGAGCGUCAAUUGAGGGAUUCUCUUGAAUAUUAUCGAGAAGACAGAGCCUCAGUUCAGGCAUACAACAAACGUAAGGCUUUGGAGGAGGCAGAGGAGAGAAGAAAGCAAAGAGAAGACCAGAAGAGAAAACAACAGGACCAUCAAGAACUUCCUCAAACAUCGCGAGCUCAACGAGCGGGAAAACGGCAGAAGAGAUAUGAAGAAUGA
Rasamsonia emersonii CBS 393.64 is the source of this 3090-nucleotide messenger RNA. RefSeq lists its product as uncharacterized. The record is from RefSeq and is a predicted model, not a curated record. The coding region runs from base 1 to 3090 and encodes 1029 amino acids. NCBI's taxonomy places the organism in Eukaryota, Fungi, Ascomycota, Eurotiomycetes, Eurotiales, Trichocomaceae. The transcript is spliced from 12 exons.